Molecule: messenger RNA, 1544 nt
Organism: Populus trichocarpa (black cottonwood)
Lineage: Eukaryota; Viridiplantae; Streptophyta; Magnoliopsida; Malpighiales; Salicaceae
Product: B-box zinc finger protein 24
Exons: 2
Coding region: 222-1166 (314 amino acids)
Molecular function (GO): zinc ion binding
Source: RefSeq, a predicted model, not a curated record
AAUCGUAGAUAGGAAGUCUGAAACGGUGAAAUCUUUUCUCACACCAAUCCUAAACUUCCCAAAACAUCCCUCGCAAAAAAAAAUCACAUAAUUAAAUGCGAGAAAUUAGGGGUAGUUUUUCCAUUAUUCACGAUAACUUGUCCACCUAUCCUUCCUCUCCUCUCCUCUCUCAAAACCCCUUCCUCACCAAACCCAACAAAACAAAAUAAACAGAAGAGAGAAUGAAAGGGUGUGAGCUUUGUGGGAGUUCAGCAAGAAUGUUCUGUGAAUCAGACGAAGCUAGUUUAUGUUGGGAUUGUGAUGAGAAAGUACACUCUGCCAACUUUCUUGUAGCUAAACACUGUAGAACCCUUCUUUGUCAAGUCUGUCAAUCUCCAACUCCUUGGAAAGCCUCGGUGUCUAAAUUUGCUCCUACUGUUUCCAUAUGUGAAUCUUGUUUUACUAUCCCUAACAAAACAAAAGAAACAGAAGAGAGAAUGAAAGGGUGCGAGCUUUGUGGGAGUUCAGCAAGGAUGUAUUGUGAAUCAGACCAAGCUAGUUUAUGUUGGGAUUGUGAUGAGAAAGUGCACACUGCCAACUUUCUUGUUGCUAAACAUUGUAGAACCCUUCUUUGUCAAGUCUGUCAAUCUCCAACUCCUUGGAAAGCCUCGGGGUCUAAAUUUGCUCCUACUGUUUCCGUAUGUGAAUCUUGUUUUACUAUUCCUAAAAAUAAACGACAUUUCCAAUCUGAAAACGUCAUGACUAGUGAUCAAGAAAGUCAAGGAGGAGGAAAUGAUUUAGAUGAGUCUGAAAAUGAUCAAGAAUCUGAUGACGACGAUCAUACUGAUGAUGACAGUGAUGAAGAUGAGGAUGAGGAGGAAGAAGAUGACGAUGGAGACAACCAGGUGGUGCCAUGGUCAGGUCCUACUGCGUCGUCGUCGCCAUCACCUGUGCCACCUGUGGCUAGUUCUAGUAGUGAGGAGGAGACUUCUUGUGCCGGUAGAAAUGGAUUCUUGAAACGGAUGCGAGAGAGUAAUGUUGAUCUUGAUUCUGAUGAUGAAAUUGGAUGUUCCUCUUCUCAUAAUAUAGGAGGUCGAAUAUUGAGCAAUGAUGGAGGGAAUUCUUUGAGUUCAAUGAGGCCAUGGAAGCAAGCAAGAACAAGUGUUAAUGUUGAAGAAGAUGGUUAAGCAGGGUCAAGAUCAAAGGUUGUUAUAGACAUUAGACACCAUUAAGAGACUGCAAAGAGACAUGGUCACGAAUGGAGAAAACGCGUCUGCUGCUAUUCUUGGGAUCUGCAGAUUUGAGUAGAGAUCAGAGCCUUUGAUUUCAGUCCCUACUAACUUUCCUCUUACGAUUAAUUAAUAACCAUACGUUUUGUCAUAGUUUUUGAAUCAUAAUUAAUUAUUAUGUCAUUUUCUGUUGCUAAAAUAAGCUUGCUUUCUUUCUUUCUUUCUUUCUUUCUUUUUCUUUUACUAUUUGCAUAGUUUGUACUUUGUACAUAAGAGGUUUCUCCAUGGUGUGUACAGAAUUUAGUAUUUGAUUAUUACUUUAUGCUAUUUUCCUUA